ACGUCACUUCUGGCCGUCAAUAUGCGGCGCUGAGAAACGGAACCUCUGGAAAGAUGUAAGCGGCUCGCCGAGCUCGGCCUAGCCUCGUCAAGUCGUCACUACAGCCGGCACCUCUAGAACCAGCGAAGCGGGACCUCGGCAGGGUCGUUGGAGCGGCCAAGGCAGGCUCGCCUACCGCCGAGCAGCUGGGAGAAGUAGCGGAGCGUCUGGGCUCCAGCAGCCAUCUUUAGCGACACAAUGUCCGGGGCGACGCGGCGGCCCAGCUCGGUGUCCGGUACCGGAGGCCGGAGCCUGACGCCGGUCACCGGGCUGCUGCUGUUGCUGCUAGCCAGGCAGCUCGGAGGCGCCGAGGCCAAGGAGUGCGACAAGCCGUGCGUAAACGGCCAAUGCAACGCGGCGACGGGCAGCUGCGUGUGCUCCCCCGGCUGGGUCGGGGACCAGUGCCAGCACUGCGGAGGACGCUUACGACUAACGGCGCCCUCUGGCAUCCUGUCCGAUGGACCUGGAAACUACAAAUACAAGACCAAGUGCACGUGGCUCAUCGAAGGACAGCCAAAUUCCAUCCUUCGCCUGCGCUUCAAUCACUUUGCCACAGAGUGCAGCUGGGACCACCUCUACGUCUAUGACGGAGACUCCAUAUAUGCCCCGCUGCUGGCUGCCUUCAGCGGUCUGAUCAUUCCUGAGAGCUACGGGAACGAAACGGUACCCGAGGUGGUGUCGCAGUCCGGAUACGCUUUGCUGCACUUUUUUAGCGACGCCGCCUACAACCUGACUGGACUCAACAUCUCAUACAGGGUGAACACAUGUCCUAACAACUGUUCCGGCAGUGGAGAGUGCCGCCUGUCCAACGACACGGGGAAGCCCUACUGUGACUGUCAGGACAAGUGGAAAGGGGACGCCUGUGACGUUCCUUAUUGCCUGGACGACUGCGGGUACCCUGAGAGAGGACGCUGCAGGGAUAAGACAUGCGUCUGCGGGGUGGGCUGGCAAGGUCCAGACUGCUCCGUCUCUGUCCCCGCCGACUCGGCCUUCUGGAGCCGCGAGGCGUUCAGCGAUCCCGGCCUCGCCAGGGCGUCCCACAAGGCAGUGGUGGAGCAGGAUGUCAUGUGGGUCAUCGGAGGCUACGUCUUCAACGCCUCCGACUACCACAUGGUCAAAGCGUACAACCUAAGCAGCAAAACCUGGAUGACCCUUGACCCCUCUGUCAACACGGUCACGCCACGAUAUGGACACUCUUUGGCUCUCCAGGAGGGUAAGAUCUACAUGUACGGAGGCAAAAUCGAUUCCACUGGAAACGUGUCCAGCCAGCUGUGGGUUUUUCACGUCCAGAACCAAACGUGGGUUCUUUUGAGCCCCCGCAGCAAGGAGCAGUACGCCGUGGUGGGACACUCAGCUCACGUGGUGCCGCCCCAGCAAGACGGGGAGGCCCCCGUGAUGCUUGUGCUGUUUGGACACUGUCCUCUCUACGGAUACAUGAGCCUGGUGCAGGAGUACAACAUCAACAAGAACACGUGGAGUGUGGCAACCACGGAGGGGGCGCUGAUCCAGGGGGGCUACGGACACAGCAGCGUGUUGGACGCGUCCACCAGAGCCAUCUACGUCCACGGAGGCUACAAGGCCUUCAGCGCAAACAAGUACGGCCUGGCGGGAGACCUCUACAAGCUGGACGUGGACACCAGGAAGUGGACCAUCCUGAGGGACAGCGGCUUCUUCCGCUACCUCCACACGGCUGUGAUGGUGAGUGGCGCCAUGCUGGUGUUUGGAGGCAACACGCACAACGACACGUCCAUGAGUCACGGCGCCAAGUGCUUCUCCUCGGACUUCCUGGCCUACAGCCUCGCGUGUGACGACUGGACGCUGCUGCCCCGACCGGAACUUUACCACGAUGUCAACCGCUUCGGACACUCGGCGGUGGCCAGCGACAGCGUGAUGUACGUGUUCGGCGGCUUCAACAGUCUGCUCCUCGACGACGUCCUCGUGUACACGUCUCCCCGCUGCGUUGCCUUCUCUAGCCCCGCCUCUUGCAGCCAGGCGUGGCCCGGUAUCCAAUGCGUGUGGAACAGCACGCUUGCUUCCUGUCUGCCGUGGGAGGGCACCGCCGUCUCUGGUGCCGCUGCGGACCAGCAGCCGCUGCUGGCGGCGAGCUGCACCACCAGAUCCUACGCUGAUAACGAGCGCUGCGACCAGUACACCGACUGCUACAGCUGCACCGCCAACACCAACGGCUGCCAGUGGUGCUCCAUCCAGUGCGUCUCGCUGGGCAGCAACUGCACCUCGGCCUCGGGUCCUAUCGCCGACUACGACGCCUGUCCCAGGGACAGCCCGUCGUACGUGUGCAACAAGAAGACCAGCUGCAAGAGCUGCGCCGUGGACCAGAACUGCCAGUGGGAUACACGCGACCAGGAGUGCAUCUCACUGCCAGAUAACGUUUGUGGCGAGAGCUGGCACCUGGUGGGCAACUCCUGCCUGAAGUUCAUCACGGCCAGGGACUCGUACGACAACGCCAAACUGGUUUGCCGCAACCACAACGCUGUGCUGGCGUCGCUCACCACGCAGAAGAAGGUGGACUUUGUCCUGAAGGAGCUGCAGAUCAUGAGCGUGGUGUACAAAGCCUCCGUGACCCCCUGGGUGGGCCUCCGCAAGAUCAACGUGUCCUACUGGUGCUGGGAGGACAUGUCCCCGUUCACCAACACCUCCCUCCAGUGGCUGCCCGGCGAGCCCAGUGACGCUGGCUUCUGCGGCUACCUGGCCGAGCCCGCCUCCAGUGGCCUGAAGGCGCAGACCUGCAUCAGCCCCGUCAACGGCAGCUUGUGUGAGCGGCCAGCCAACCACAGCGCCAAGCAGUGCCGGACGCCGUGCGCCAUGCGUGCCACCUGCAGCGAGUGCACCAGCAGCACUUCGGAGUGCAUGUGGUGCAGCAACAUGAAGCAGUGCGUGGACUCCAACGCCUACGUGGCGUCCUUCCCCUUCGGCCAGUGCAUGGAGUGGUACACCAUGAACACCUGUCCACCUGAAAACUGCUCGGGCUACAGAACGUGCGCUCAGUGUUUGGACCAGCCAGGCUGCGGCUGGUGCACGGACUCCAGCAACACGGGCAAGGGUCAGUGCAUCGAGGGCUCGUACCGCGGCCCCUUCCAGACCUCGGUCCCGGCACCGUCCACGCUGCCCGGCCUGCCCGCCGACCCCCCGCCGGCUCUCAACGCCAGCAUGUGUCCCAGCGAGGCCCACUACAACUGGUCCUUCAUCCACUGUCCAGCUUGUCAAUGUAACGGCCACAGCCGCUGUGUCAACGAGAGUGUGUGUGAGAAGUGCGAGGACCUCACCACGGGCCGCCACUGCGAGAACUGCAUCUCUGGUUUCUACGGCGACCCCACUAACGGCGGAAGCUGCCAGCCGUGCAAGUGUAACGGCCACGCCAGCAUGUGCAACCCCAACAACGGGAAAUGUUUCUGCACCACCAAAGGCAUCAAAGGAGACCGCUGCCACCUGUGUGAAGUGGAGAAUCGUUACCAAGGCAACCCACUCAAAGGCACCUGCUACUACACUCUGCUCAUCGAUUACCAGUUCACCUUCAGCCUGUCGCAGGAGGACGACCGCUACUACACCGCCAUCAACUUUGUGGCCACGCCAGAGGAGGUGAGUCUGUCACAUGACAGCACUUUUGAGCAUAUCUCUUGUCAUUGA
This is a messenger RNA of Entelurus aequoreus (snake pipefish), 3684 nucleotides long. RefSeq names its product attractin-like. Gene Ontology annotation, cellular component: Golgi apparatus. Bases 238 to 3684 code for a protein of 1148 amino acids. The record is from RefSeq and is a predicted model, not a curated record. NCBI's taxonomy places the organism in Eukaryota, Metazoa, Chordata, Actinopteri, Syngnathiformes, Syngnathidae. The transcript is spliced from 22 exons. Gene Ontology annotation, molecular function: protein binding.